Messenger RNA from Somion occarium, 3368 nucleotides. The record is from the annotation of a GenBank genome assembly. NCBI's taxonomy places the organism in Eukaryota, Fungi, Basidiomycota, Agaricomycetes, Polyporales, Cerrenaceae.
ACAUUGCGGAACGUUGAACGUCGCAACGUUGGGCAGCGAGUGGCCAAGAACGUCAUCGCAGAAAUUCCUGAUUCAAUUUACCCGUAUCUGAGAUCGCCAAACCACACUGUGUAUGUAUUGAACAAUGGACACCACGAUGCGCUUCGGCUAACUGAGUUAUGGCCAUAGCUCAAUUUUUAGACUGAGAGUGGUCCCUAGCCUGAUUUGCAAACCGAGUGUGGUUUCUAUAGGAUCUAUAUAAGAUACUCCAUUGUUUUCGUGAAACCGCUCUAUACUUGAAGAGUCUCCUGCGGUUUCUGUCGCCGCCAAUCUUGUUCCUGGCCUUGCCUUAUCUCCUGGUCCUAGUCCCUCUGCAUCUGGAGGUCCUCCGCUCCCUGUUGACCCUCCGUUCCCUGUUGAUCCAGAUCAAACUGGACGGAAAACACCCGAACGUCAGAUUUUAUCUGGUCAACCUGAUCCUACACCACCUCGUAACAAGCCCUCAGCUCUUGACGACAAGCUCGAAACAGUACACAACUUGCGCGUCCGUCACGCAGCAGAAAUGUUGGACAGAAGCAUAGAGGUACCAUACGAAGUCUUCCUGGAGCUUGUUCCAGGUACAGACCCCACCGAUGACGAGAAGAAACAGUUCGCAUCUUUUGCUCAUAUUCCAAUGGACGCCUGGUUGGACAAAGAAAACGUGCUGUAUCCACACCUGUGGAAAGUCAUGCAAUCUGCGCUCCCCAAUGAGCAGAUUGUAGUCCGAGAUACCGGGGAGUGGUGCGAAAAGAAUAUUGCUAACCAAUGUAGAACCGACGGCGUCCUCUAUCGCGCCUCUGACCUCAAUAUGUCUGCUCACGAUCUGUCCGAAAAGGAGAAGGACGAUAGUGGUGCUCUGAAGAACGAGCCCGGAAAAUCUCGAAGACCGUGGGCUGCGCGACUCUCAUGGGCAGAUGUUCUGGCCUUCGUGGAGGUCAAGACUCGCAGUGCCUCACCUUUUGUGGCGAAGAAAGCAUUGAAGACGUCAAGGGGUUCUUCCAAUCGUGGUCCUACCACCCCUCAGCCUGAAUCAACCGUGACACCGGGAGUUUCUUCAAGUGAUUCCGCUUUCAUCUCCACCGCCCAAAAGGCGAAGGAGAGCCUAGGCCAGCUUGCUGAAUACUCUGGCAAGAUUCAACUGCAUCAACAUCGUCAACACCUCUACAGCGUCUCGAUUUAUCAGAACUCUGCUUGGCUCCUCUUCUGGGAUCGGACGAGUCUCGUCGUUUCUGAAGAGAUCGAUCUUCUCACAGAAGGCUGGAAAGUUCUCAACUUCUUCUGCCGCCUUGGCAAGAUGUCGCCUGAACAACUUGGUUUCGACCCUACUGUCUCUCUUGCAAGCCAGUCGGAAAUGGAUGAAGUAAUUGCCUUCAUUCCAACUGUGGAGGUGGACUAUGUUCGGGAAUUUCUCGAGGAGGCCAUGUUGGAUGAGAUGAAACAGCCACGCAUAGGGAGGAUCUACAAAGUCGAGGUCAAGAAAGACAAGGGAAUUGAACACUUCCUGAUUGGUUAUCAUCGUGCAGGAGGUUUGUCAGCAACUGGCCGCGCUACACGGGGAUAUAUUGCCUACGAUUUGAGAGAAAAGAAAGCCGUUUUCUUGAAAGACACCUGGCGUCUAGAUGCCCAAUCCUCGCACCCUGAAUGCGAAGUAUACAAGAAGCUCAAGGACAAUGACGUGCGUUUUGUAGCGACUGCAUUGUGCGGAGGGGAUGUAGGGAGCCCUCCCCAACGCACGCGUUCUCAGAAGUACAUGGCAAAGAAUCCACACUGCGCCCGGAUUCACUACCGCAUCGUUCUUGAGCAAGUCGGCUGCCCUCUUGAGAGGUACCGAACCUCUCAGAUGCUUUGCAAGGUGUUGCUGGACGCACUGUUUGCUCAUCAUGAAGCCUGGGAAUUCGCUGAGGUCUUACAUCGCGACAUCAGUGAUGGCAACAUCCUCAUCGUCUUUGGAAAAGAUAAGCGUGGUAGAUCAACCGUACACGGCAUGUUGUGCGACUGGGAUCUAUGUAAGUAUAGUGACGAGUUAAAAUCGGGUGCAUCUGACAAGAACCGCUCGGGAACUUGGGUAUUCAUGUCCGCUCUCUUGCUCUCAUAUCCAAAAAAGCCCCAUGAAGUAGCCGACGAUCUCGAAUCCUUCUUUCAUGUCCUGACAUGGGAGAUUCUGCGUUUCCACGAAACAGGCUUAACGCCACAGGAAAUGGCUGAUAUAAGACGCACAUACGAGGCGUUCCACGAACGAGGUGGAUAUCACACCUGCACACGAGCGAAGUUGACUGCUGUAGAGACAGGUAAACAUGGCUUCGAACCUAAUGUUCAUCAAAAUAGCAUAGGUCUCCAGACAUUGUGGUCAAAGUUAUCAACUCUCUGCGCCGAACACUACAGGUCCCUGGAUUGGAAUGAACUCGCCAAGUUUGCGCCUCCUCGACAUCUCCAGAUUGUGACCUCACCGAAAGUUGACGAGUUCUUAGGUCGGACUAGCGACCGUCGCGUUCGACCUUCUCCCCACAGUCAACCCGUCAGCACGUCACCUGCGCAGACCCCCUCAUCUUCUCGCCUUUCCCCUGUUCGCGAAGCUCUGGAGAUUGGGAGCAAUGCACGUUCUCCAUCCUCUUAUGACAGUCGAGUGAUUGAAAGUGCCGACGCACCGGGCGAAGCUUCAGCCGUACUUCCAUCUGAACCCCGCAAAGCGGAAUUACCCUCUGGAUCUAGCGAUAACAGCAUGGUUUCUAAAUCCAAACCCUUGCAAAACCACGAUAAAAUUAUUGAAGUAUUCAAAGGCGCUAUAGACGACGCAGACAGCAAGCCUAAGACGAGUUGGAUAACGGACAAACUCGAUUUGGACCAAUUCGAGGGCCUGCCCCGCAAUUUCAACGAUGACAGCAGUUUGGCACACACCUCCAGUCAUAUGGCCGCCCGAUUCACAGCCAACGCUGAGAUUCUCAAGCGUAAAUCUGCAUCCACUUCUUCAACGACGAAGCGUCGAAAAGGUGCAGGCGGUAGUCGAAUAUCCUCUAUAGGAGAGGAGGAUGACACCAUUGAGAAAAGCAGAGCAGAAAAGGCCUAGUUCUACUAUUACCUUGGGUGUUAUUAUUCUGUAUAUCGCAGUAGCCCUCUUCUUUCUAAGACUCAUGUUAUGUAUCCAGUCUGAUGCCAUUCAGGCUGGUAUCUCGAGGUCGUACGCAUUCUGAAACUUUUGAGGAUCUGCUCACUUAUGGAGAAUGUAUUCUGGACGCCGCGAUAUGAAAAUGUGAAAGAUACUACGAUACGAUCCAACUACGAUCUAAAGUAUAUCAAGCAAGCGAAGCGUCUCAAUUCCAGGUAGAGAGAUAUAGUCUCCGUUCCCUUCUCCC